Messenger RNA from Astyanax mexicanus (Mexican tetra), 2946 nucleotides. RefSeq names its product host cell factor C2 (gene hcfc2). Lineage: Eukaryota; Metazoa; Chordata; Actinopteri; Characiformes; Acestrorhamphidae. The transcript has 16 exons. Gene Ontology annotation, cellular component: histone methyltransferase complex. Gene Ontology annotation, biological process: chromatin remodeling; regulation of DNA-templated transcription. The record is from RefSeq and is a predicted model, not a curated record. The coding region runs from base 117 to 2267 and encodes 716 amino acids. Gene Ontology annotation, molecular function: transcription coactivator activity; protein binding.
GUUGUGGACUGACCAAUCAGAAACAAGACUCCGGGACAUUCAACACAGCUAGAGAGCGUCCUGUGUGUUUUGUAUUUGAGUUAUUACUAUUUUUAAUAAACUGGACGCCGGUUAUAAUGGUGGUUGAUGGUCCGGUGUGGAGGCGGGUCCAGUCUUUUACCGGUCCCAUCCCUCGGGCCAGGCACGGGCACCGGGCGGCGGCUAUCCGGGAGCUGAUCGUGGUGUUCGGGGGUGGAAAUGAAGGAAUAGCGGAGGAGCUGCAUGUUUAUAACACAGUUUCCAAGCAGUGGUUUCUGCCUGCGGUUAGAGGGGAUAUUCCCCCCGGCUGUGCUGCUCAUGGUUUCGUCUGCGAGGGCACACGGAUCCUGGUGUUUGGAGGAAUGGUGGAGUUUGGCAAAUACACUAGCAGUCUGUAUGAGCUGCAGGCCAGUCGUUGGCUGUGGAAGAAGCUGAAGCCCCGCUCGCCAAGGAAUGCCCCGCCCCCCUGUCCUCGCCUCGGACACAGCUUUACUCUUCAUGGUAACAAGUGCUACUUAUUUGGUGGACUGGCCAACGACAGUGAGGACCCGAAUGGCAAUGUUCCCCGGUACCUAGAUGAUUUUUAUGAGCUGGAACUGCAGGCACAGUCAGGAGUGAAAGGCUGGAGUGUCCCUGAAACAAGAGGCAGGGGUCCCUCUGCCAGGGAGUCCCACACAUGUGUGGCGUAUGGGGGAAAGGGUGGGGGCUCUCCAAAGCUUUACAUUUUUGGUGGCAUGUGUGGGAAAAGACUCUCAGAUCUGUGGCAGCUGGAUAUUGAAACCAUGACCUGGUCGAUACCUCAAGCUACAGGACCAUGUCCACUACCCAGGAGCCUGCACUCUGCAAAUGUGAUUGGAAACCAGAUGUAUGUGUUUGGUGGCUGGGUUCCUGCUGAGGAGAGCGAGACUUCAGGAGUAGAGUGGAUGUGUACGAACUCGUUGUCCGUGCUGAACCUGGAUAAAAUGGCGUGGCGUAAUCUGAAUCCUGAGAGACGACAGCAGCAGCAGCAGCACUCGGGCACCGCUGUGCAGUCAGACGGAGAAGAGGAGGGCAGUAGAAACUGGCCGAAAGCUCGCGCCGGUCACUGUGCUGCAACCAUCGGCACACGGCUGUAUAUCUGGAGCGGGCGGGACGGCUACAGGAAGAGCUGGAGCUAUCAAGUCUGCUGCAAAGACCUGUGGUAUCUGGAAACAGAAAAACCAUCCACCCCAUCUGCAGUGUUCCUGGUCAAGUCCACUAUCAGUAUGCUGCAUGUAGCUUGGCGCCCCAUACCUACAGCUGAGUGCUACUUACUACAGUUACAGCCUGUCACUCCAUCUCUAGCCCCUCCCACCAGUACCUGCAGUUCACCUGCCCUGCCAGCUUCAUCAGCCGGUGAUGCUGUGGAGCAGCAUCCGUCUCUAUCUGUCCAGACAACUCGAGACAUAGAUGGAUGUGGUGGAAAGGAGAGCAUAUCAUUGCAGGAGAAGCCUGUGUCAGAAAAGGAACGAAACAAAGGAAACAUCAAUCCUAAACAAGACAAUCUACCCAUCCCUUCUCAACAGGUUGAGAGUUUUGAGGAAUCUGCCUGGCAUGAUGUGGGCAUAUUUAAAACACUUUUUUCAGAAGUGACGCAAUACUACCUACCAUCUGAUGGAGAUGGGAUCACUCCUUCUCUCUCCAGACGAAUCUCCAGCGAUGGCGAGUGGAAGAUGCCUGGGCCUCACAGUUUUAAAGAGCGGGAGAAGCAGGAGCUAGCUUCAGGAAUUUGCUACCGCUUUAGGGUGGCGGGUCUGAACAGCCGAGGUCAGGGAGACUUCAGUCCAGUUAGUGAAUUUAAAACCUGCCAGCCUGGUUUCCCUGGAGCGCCCUCUGCUGUGAAAAUCACCAAGGCUUCUGACUCGGUACACAUCACCUGGGAAUCACCAACUUCUCCCUCAGGCAAGAUUCAGGAGUAUUCCAUGUAUCUGGCGGUGAGGAAGUGUCGGGGCGGGGGUGUAGAGAAGCCAGAAGAGCUGACCUUUAUUCGUAUUUACCGCGGCAUCAAGACCUCCUGUAUCGUCAGUGCAGCACAUCUAGCCAACGCUCACAUCGACUGCACGGCUCGGCCUGCGGUCGUCUUCCGCAUCGCUGCCAAGAACGAGCAGGGCUACGGCCCGGCAACGCAGAUCCGCUGGUUACAAGAUAUAAGUAAACCAGUGAAGUCCUCAACAUCUCAAUCAGACUUCAGUUCUACAAGUAUCGAGGCUGGCGUCACUAAUAGCUUGUAAAAGAUGCAGAGGAGCUUUUCUCAAUCAGCUGUGAUGAAGAUGUUCAUAUUUGGAGUCGCAGCAUCUUAUUUUUUUAAGCUAUCAUACAAGCAAUACAUUUUAUACUUAACGUGUUUCCUUUAAUUGUAACUGCUGUAUAUGUAGUUUCUCUAACUUAUUUUUUUUAUUGAGUUUUAUUGUACAUAGCAUUAUGCAAUUUUAAUAAGUGCCCCCCCCCUUUUCUUGCUAAUUAAAAUAGGAAAGGGAGUCAUUAACACUGUUCUCAACCUCAUUCACCACCUUCUUGUAGCAAUGAAUAUAAAUCACCCUUAAAGUGCCUUACUGUGAACUACAGCUAUUUAGUCCUCUAUAGUGAAUUUGUGUGAGGGUGUGAGAUGUUUUCACAGCUAUAUUGUUAAGGGCAUGUUAACAAUAAGUGAAAUACAUUGCCACACAUGCUUAAUGGCUUAGUACUUAAAGUGUAAUUUAGAAUUUAGACUUUUAGUUUAGUGCAGUCACAAACUCAAAAUGAAAACCCUCAAGUGACAGUAUACCUUUCCAAACACAUGCACUGCCUUUUUGAUGUUUAGUUGAUUAACAGAAACACAUGAUUUUAGAAAUUUGGACACUUGAGCCAAUGUGUGUCCUGUGUUGUCCAGGGUUCAUAUAUUUUUUAACCAAUAAAUUUCCAAGAUUUUUU